This is a messenger RNA of Bactrocera tryoni, 2275 nucleotides long. RefSeq names its product organic cation transporter protein. The transcript has 7 exons. Gene Ontology annotation, biological process: transmembrane transport. NCBI's taxonomy places the organism in Eukaryota, Metazoa, Arthropoda, Insecta, Diptera, Tephritidae. The record is from RefSeq and is a predicted model, not a curated record. The coding region runs from base 102 to 1967 and encodes 621 amino acids. Gene Ontology annotation, molecular function: transmembrane transporter activity. Gene Ontology annotation, cellular component: membrane.
AGUGCUGUAAAAGUGAAGUGCGCGUUUGUUAAAAAAAAAUAAAUUCAAAAAUAAUUUUUUUAGUUAUUAUUCCGAAACACUUAUAUUUAACGCGCUACAAAAUGAGCGGUGUCCUACGUCGUGGCUCACUGAACUUCGACUGUAAUUUGAAGGGCAGCAAUUCGCGCGGUAGCAUCGAAGCAAAUUUAUAUGGCGGUUAUCGUGAUCCAAAGCCGGGUACGCCGGAAAUCAGCGUGAUCGCUUUAGACUGUCGUCGCUACUCGGAAGAUUUAAAAAAGGAUGCAAUGUUGAAUGAAGGUCUGCCACCACCCGUCGUCGGUGAUUUGAGUCAAGACGAGGAUGCGGAUGUGAUCUCGAAUUUUAUUGGACAUCGUGGCCGGUGGCAAUAUAUUUGGACUAUUCUGCUUACGCUCUUUCAGAUACCACCGACAUUACAUUUGUUCAUCUACACAUUUCAGACCAUCGCCAAGGACUACUGGUGCGCACGCCCUGACACCGCACCCGAUAUGGAUGUAACGCUGUGGCGCAAUCUAAGCCAACCUGCUGGCGCCUGUUCUAUACUAAAUUUAAAUUACUCGCUGCUACCUGAAACCGCUGGCGCCGCUGAGACCGCGAAACUAAUAAAAUGCAACAAUUUUGAAUUCUCCCGUGAAGAUGGUAGCGCGCGCUCGGUAAUUGAAGAGUUCGGCUUGGUUUGCAGUCGUCAGCACAUGGUGAGUGUGGUGGAAAUGUGCUUCUUGGCCGGCGCAGCGGUGGGCAGUGUGUCGAGCGGGUGGAUCUCCGAUCGUUUUGGUCGCAAGCAUACACUGAUGGGUUUCGUUUUGGUACAAAUUAUUUCCGGCACUUUAAUUGCUUACUCCGUCAAUUUGGCUAUGUUCAUGUCGAUGCGUGUGUUUGCUGGGUUUGCCUCCAUGACCGUGACUGUGGUUAGCUUCGUUCUCGUCGUUGAGUUGGUUUCUGGCGAAUGGCGUACCAUAACGGGCAUUUUAAAUAUUUUGCCCGUUCCGAUUUCGUAUAUUCUCAUGGCUGUCAUAGCAUAUUUUGUUCGGGACUGGCGGACACUACAAUUGGCGAUUUCCCUACCUUGGUUAUGCAUGCUACCGAUUUGGUACUGCAUGCCGGAGUCGCCACGUUGGCUACUCGCACAAGGGCGUCUCAAUGAUUUAUAUGCACUAGUAGAACGUGCUGCCGAGCUCAAUCAGCGCACACUGCCGCCAAACUAUAAGAAGACACUUGAAGCUGCAGCACCGACACCAAUACCCAAGCCCAGCAAUGCAUCAACUAUGAUCAAAACACAACAACAACACACACUGCCAGCAUUUAUGACAGCAUCUGAAGGAGGCGGUCACACCAUUGAAACGGCAAUGGCCGGGACUACCGAAGCUAUACCCAAUAUUCAUGAGAAUCCAUUAAAGGUGGUCUUCAAUCGUUUUUAUUGGCGCACAACUUGUCUGAAUUUGAUUGUCUGGUUGACUUUGAUUAUCGUCUACUAUGGUUUGACCUUGCAUUUGAGCAAUUUGGGUGGUGAUAUCUAUUUGAAUACGAUCGUAGCCGGCGCAAUUGAAGCGGUUUGUGUUUGUGUCAGCAUUUUUGUAGUCUUGAAAGUGGGUUUGCGACGUAGCCUGAUCGCAUAUAUGCUAGUACCCGGAAUUUGUUGCUUAGCUACAAAUCUUGUGCCAACCCGAGAUUUAAACCAAACUGCCGUGAUCGCGAUGGCAAUAAUUGCAAAAUGUGUUAUUGGCGCCAACAAUGCCAUUAUUCCGUCGUACACCGCCAUGCAGUAUCCAACGGUUGUGCGUAAUUUUGGUGUGGGCAUGGGUAAUCUAGCAGCGGGAACAGCCUUAAUGUUAACACCAUAUAUGUGGCUUUUGGAACACGUGGACCCACUGCUGCCAAUGAGCAUAAUGGGUGUGUGCGGAAUUAUUGGCGCUAUUGCGUUAUUCCUUAUGAAGGACAUUAAACACUAAGGAUAUGUUAAAGUAUGCAUAAAUAAGAGACAAUAUUGAGAAAACUGGGCGCUUGGUCAACUGCAAAGAGGAGUCACGAACAACAUAAAAUAUACGUAAUAUUAAAACAUUAAACCCCAUUGGCCAACAUUCCGAAGCUGUCUGAACUGUGAUAAACAUAACUAUUUGGCAGUUUGAAGUUUUAAAACAGUUAAGAAAGCUUUCCAAAAUAGUUUUAGAAAAGAAGUGAAAAAUACUACUGUGAUCAAAUUGAAAGGUGAAUUUUGUCUAUUUCAUUUUCUUCAAAGUAAUCCCCUCUCGCGGCAAUA